AUAAAAACUUAAUCUUAAUAACGUGACUUUAAAAGUAUAUAUUUUUAAAACACAAAAUUAAAAUUAUAUUUUUUAAAUAGAGAGUUAGAAAGAUAAUUUAUGGUCAGUCUCAUUAUAAAAAUCUGGUUCGUAUGACUGUCCGGUUAGUGAAAUCAAAAUGGCGAAUAACUACGAGCAUUCAAAUAAAAGACAAAGAACAGACGAUGGCUCAAGAGUAAGUAACGGUAUUUAUGUAUACUCUUUAAUAUAUCUAUACUUUUGUCAAUAGAUUUUUAAAGUUCAUUAUAUACUGUAUGAAGUAAGCCUUAAGAGAAAGAAAUGAUCAUCUUCCCCAGUGCAGUCCGUACUACCAGGACUACCACAAGCCACAAGUUCAAUCUAAUUAAAUUUAAUUAAUUAUCGGAUAUUAAUCUUGGCUUAUGUGAUGUAUAACCUACUGGCUGCUAGCCGAUGUUGUAUUAAAUUAAAUACAUGAAAUUGCAGUUAAUAAUUUUCAACUAGUCUCCUGAUUUUGUGACUGUAAUUUCUUGUUACAGUAGUCCUAGUAUUAGUAUAGGUAGGCCUACUUGAAUACAAAAUUUAAAAAAAUUGAAAUAAUUUUUUUAAUAACACAGUUAGUUAGAGCAAAUUUCAAAUAAGAAAAUGAAACCAGAAUCAACUUUUUAGCUUACGUACUUUUUGAGCUACGAAUUUUUAAAGUGCGAUUUCGUUUGGUAUUUUUUACUAUGGAUGAAACUUCCACAUCUUGUGACCUCAUUCCGCUGAUCGCGUCAUGCGCAAUGACUAUAUACUUUAUAUAAAGCAACGCAUCGCCGUAUCACUAAAAUACUGUAUAGGGUCGACUUAGACUUAGUUUAAACUUUCAACUUUGGCACAUGAAUAAUGAAUUAAAGCUUUCCCUGACCAAUGGUAUAAUAGUUUUUGCACUCGGCAAACUCUCAUGAAUGAAACUCUGAGGUAGUACUACGAUACCACCAUUAUGCAAGUGGCUGUGAAUGGUUGCCGAUGACAACGUGUUGCACACAGUAAAUUCUGAUCAUUUAUAAUACGAAGUGGAUGCGUACACCGCGGCGGUGUACCUAGCGAAACCAUCGGCUUUGGCCUGCGUAAACCGCGGCGGUGUACCUAGUGAAAUCGUGGGCUUUGGCCUGGGUACACCGCGGCAAAAAUUUACCAUUGGCCUGGUUUUAAGAUAUACUUGUUGGAGAAGAUCUUGUGUGGUCAAGUGGUAGAGUGGACGCUUGGGGAUAAUAUAGUUUGAGAUCAAUUCUCAGUGGGAGAUCGAGUUUUUUUCCUCCCAUUUUAGUUUUAAAAUAUUUUGUAGCAAUUGAAACAAUUUAAAUAUAUGUUUAAAUAUUAUAUUAAAUACACUUUAUAUAUUUAUUUAUAUAUAUAAGUGUUUCAACAAGUUGUGCCGGCCUUUGACUUUGAAAAUACCGGUAACUUUAGUAAUAAGACUUUAGACAUUUGAAAACAAACUUAAAGUUUCUGAAAGCGCAUGUAAUACAUGAUGAUCAUGUAUAACAGAAACAUUAUGAAUACUAAGUGACUGAUAUUCUAUUGUAUUUCAACAUUCUUCGUAUAGUUGAAUAUUUACAUUUUACUUUUACGAACAACCAAAGAAAAUACCAGUAUGAAUAAUAUUCAUGCAUAUGAAUAUUAAUGUGCAUGGUCGUAUUUCAACCUUGAACCAUCUUGCUUUCACUAUGCCUUAUGCAUUGGCAAAAUGUACAUACGAUAUCAAAGGUUCAUUCACAACACUCAGUCUCACAGCAAAUCUUUUGAAAACACCUCGAUUUUAGAAACUUGCGGAGCGGUAGCAAACUGUAUAGCAAAGCCAUAGGUCUGCGUUUACCCUUUUCAUGACGUAAUUUGUUUCCAGAAUGGCAUGGCAUGUGCUAUUCUCAGGGUAAAACACGACGUUUUCUCACAGAAACCAUUGCACAAUGGGCCUGGGACAGGAUUUGCACUAUGUCAAAGUUUUUGUAUUUGUUGUUGUUUUUUUUUUUUUAAGAAAUCGAUCCUUGCCGGGGAGUGGGGGGUGGUGGUGAGUUAUGGGCAGAGGCUUAACCAAAAAGAGGGCAUUCACAAAUCACGGCUCAGGAUAGGGGUUGUCCACAAAGGACGUCCGCACAACCAACUUACCUUUUGCAUCCCCCCUCCCUCUGCCUGCAUUUUUUUUACUAAUGUGUAAUGCCAAUGUAAAACUAAAUCAAUGAUUUUUAAUUAUUGUUAAAAGACUUUCAAAUAACUGCAGUGUUUCGUAUUGAUCAUCUUACUGCUGUUUUGUGUUGACACAUGCUUGGUGUCACAAUGACAAUGCCUCGGACUACUUUAACUUCACGACUUCAUGAUCAAUGUAUGAGUAUGUGAUUCUCUUCCCGUAGUGUAUUUGUGGCGUAAUUAUAUCAUGGUGCUAACAAAAUAGAUACACUGUCUUCCCAUUCAUUUUUACACCAUGCCCCGAGGGAUCACAUACAAUGUUAUAUUUAUAAGGCACCCCCCCCCCCAAAAAAAAAAACAAAACAAAAAAAAAACCAAAACAAAACAACUAACAACUGGGUGGGGGUGGGCAUGAGAGAAUAAUUUCAAAUUAAGAUUCACAAUCAUAUGAUAAAACUUACAAUUAAUAAAUAUAUUUGUAUUUCAAGAUAUUGGGGGAGGGGGGAAUAAAGUGGUUAACUUUAAAAAUAAAUCAUGGUUUAACAUUACACCCCCCCCCAGCCCCUUCCCUUCCAAAAAUAAUAAGAAAUGCUUUACAUGCACUUUGCCACAUACGCGUGGACCUUACUCAAUAUCUUCCCAACGUAAUAAACGAAUUUUUAAUAGUUUUCAGUUUUAACACGAGUAUAACAUUAAAUCUACAAGUACCGGUUAGGCCAAAAAGUUAAAGACUCGCAAAGACCAUAGUUUGGCUACUGUAAAUCGCUGCGGUGUACGCAGGCCACAGACCAUGAUUUAGCUAGGUACACCGCCGCGGUGUACGCAGGCCAAAGUCAAUAGUUUCGCUAGGUACACCGCCGCGGUGUACGUAGUGCCGGCCUUUAUAAUAUGGACUCUACCGGGUUGUUAAAGCUCAAAUUAAAACAUUCCAGUUUAAAUGUCUUCAAAAUGCAUUCUGAAACACAAGUUAUCAAAUAUUUUGAUGUAAAUAGUGGUAAUAAAUUAAUAGUUCCUAUGUAUCUGCAACUUCCGCCAUUAAAAAGGGGGAGUGGCCCACCCCAUGACGAAAUUAGGUUGAGCGAACUGCAUGACCUGCUGCGAACGUUUAGAAACAUGGCGUCUCUCGUAAGACACAUAUCGCUGUGAAAAUUGGCAUAUAUGUAGAUCAAUACAUUUCCCAGAUGCAAAAAAAAAUUGGUAGUGAUAAAUCUUUUACUUGGACUUAAUUUUAAUGAUGAAACUUGCCUUAUAUUGACCAAGGAUUUUCUCAAAGCUGACUGAUUGUAAACGAAAAAGAAAUUGAUUAAAAUGUAGGUCAAGAUGUCUAUCAAAAUAUAAGGCCGGAAACGGAACUCAAAUAUAUGUCGAAAGUAAUCAUUUAAUAAUAAAUAGACACACAUCGGAAAAUUAAAAACUCAGAUUUUUCGGCGCCGAUUGCCACUUCCGAUACACAAAAAGUACUAGUCUCCCUUGAUUUACAGAAGUAUCUACCUAGUAUAUAUUAAUUAUUAUAAAUUAUAUUUUUACGACUGAAGUGGUUGCGUGCAUCACGGCGGUGUACCUAGCAAAAUAUGAUCUACACUUUCACCUAAAUAUUAGUUGAUAGCUAUAGCAGAUACACGUAUGGAGAACAAAGUGACAACAGAUAGCAAUAUAAACUUCAGUCAUGUACUUUUAGAAGUUAAAUUGUUUGACUUCAGCUUAACUGAUAAAGCUCAUUACUCUUAUGGGUCGAGAUUCCAUCUCUUAGGACCCUGGCCAUGAAACAUGGCCCAGUAGUCCCUAAGGCCAUGCAACACGGUCUCGAGUAGGGAUUUGGGCAGAAAUCUUCCAAUCAUUGGGGAGGAGUUUUUGCAUCACCUUGCCCAUUGAGUCAUUUGGUCUGGACGUUUUGGUUUAAACAGCUUUGCUUCCUCCCUGGGGAAGGUGUUACGUUGCCUCUCCCCACCGUCUAAGGAGCAGUACGGUCUGAGGUAUGGUAUAACUUUACUUCCUCUCCGGGGAAGUCUCGAGCGUAACUUCCUCCCACUGCCCAGGGAGUUGUCCGGUCUAUGGGACGAAACAGCUUUGCUUCCUCUCCGGAGGAAGGUGUUGCGUUACCUCUCCCCACCGUUCAGGCUUUCUCAAGGCCGCAUGUUUUUAAUCCUCGGCAAGGGUUUGGUUUUCACCCACGCCUCAUAUCCAUUAUCGGCGACACAUAAUCAUGUUAGCGCGCAACUUUCGUUGCGUUGGAAGUCAUGUGUUUGGCCGGGAUUUUUUUAGCUUUAGGAGGAAACCUCCCUACUGGUCCGUCACGCCACGAAGAGGCAAAAUCCCAUGUAACACCACCGAGCCAGUGAUGCUGAGCUUCAACCUCACAGAGCUCGGUCUCGGCCCGAUGGACAUAAGCUUAACUUGAAUAGUUACACUCUUAAACUGAUUAUAUUUACUGAACUGUAUGAUUUUAAUUUACUAUCGAGGUAUGGUAUUAGUAUUAUACGAUUUUGAGAUGACAUUGUACGAUUUUAGGAGUUUGAGGGUAAACAGGUCUGAUAUAGUUAAUAAAAAGAGCAGUAAAUUGAAGUUAUAUAAGGAAUUAAUGAAGGUAACCUAACAAACAGUAUAAUCCGUAUAACACAACAUGAACAAUAUUCUCCAAAAUAUAGGGUCAUGAAUAUCAAAUUGUUCGUAUUGAAAUGGGGAACAUCAAUAAGAUUGUUUACAAUUUACAAUAUUCAGAUUGUAGGAGUUUUUCUUGCAUUAGGGGGUAUCUUUCAUCAACUCUUUAUUAUUUUUGCUAAGUGUAUUAGCUUUUUAAAGAAGCCCCACAAUUAAAAUGACUAAAAACUGCAAAUAGGAUUAACAUUAUAGCCAUUUGAUUUGAUAGGUAUUUAAAUAAAAUAAUUUUUUGUGUGCAGCAUUUCUAAAGACCAAUAUGCAAAUCUUAACUUAAAAUCUAUUGAUUAUGAAGAUAAAACAAAUUUUUCUUCAUAUUUCCAUGCUACACAUGUCAAGUAGCAUAGACCAAACUCCUAAACAAGAAUAUUACAUAGGGGUGUUUCACUAUUUAAAUAUAGAGUUACAAUUAAAUAUUUAUUUUUAUGACUCCUUAGCCUUAGUUAAUAAUAUUUAAGUCAAAUAACUUAAAAUCAUUCUUUUAACAUUGUUUAAUAAUCAUAUUACUUAAGAUUUAAAAAUGAUUUGCUGAGGUAGAAAGGAGAACAUUUCUGCCAUCUUGAAAAUGGAAUCCAGGGAGGAAACAUCCAUGUGGUGACGGUUUUAAAAAUUUAUCAAAAUAAUUGGGAGUUUUAUUUGCCCAUUCUUUUAGAUCAGUGGUUCUCAGCCUUCCUAAUCCCGCAACCCUUUAAUACAGUUCCUCAGUUUGUGGCGACCCCAAACGCAAAAUUAUUUUCGUUGUUUCUUCAUAACUGUCCAGUAAAUGUGUUUUCAUAUGGUCUUGUUGACCCCUGUAAAAGGGCCGUUCGACCCCCAAAGGGGUUGGGACCAUGGCCCACAGGUUGAGAACCCCUGUUUUAGAUAAUAGGAUGCUUUAAACAGGGGUUAUGAAAAUCGCUACUGGGGGAGAAUGUAUGAGAAAUUAAACAGUGGACUUAGCUUACUUCAAAUUGAUACAUUUUUAUGAAAUAAUUCUUGAUUAAAAUUGGAAGACAGGUUGUUUUUUUUUUUUUUUGCAUCCAAUUCUCUUUAAAAUGAUAUAUCACACAACCAGUGACAACCUAUUUAACAAAGAAAUGCCCUCUAACCGCAUUUUUUCCCAACACAUGUGCAAUGUUUACAUUUUGAAGUGGACAAUAUGUUGUACAAGGGGCGCAUAACUUUGCAACAAUUAGACAGGCAUAAAACUGAUCUUACCCAAAUACCUAGUUUUGAAUGUUCUGCUGAUUUUUGGUUGAUGGUAAGAACAGCAAUGUUUUCCAUGGUAUAUAGGUCAUGGAGGUUCACCCAGGUCACCCUCCGCCUUCAGCGCCGUAUUCAAAAGAUUUCAAUAUUUAUGUUCACUGAAUGCAAGGAUUUGUUUUAUUUUAUAUUUUUGAAAUUGGGGGAGGGGUCACUCCACUCCCCAGAUGAUUUCUUUGUUUUUUUAUUUGGAAUUUUAAGGGGGGGGAGCAAAUUCUUAUGAAUGAAACAUAUGAAUGUAGGACUUGUUUAAAGGCCGGCAUAUGUUAUAGAAAAUAAGAAGUUAAUUUUUUUGUUGUAACACUUGAAUCUACAGCUUUCUUAAAAUACCCAGACCCGGUGUUUAAAAAAAAAUGUGCCGGCUUAGCCUUAAUCAAUAUUAUCUAAUUUCUAUCAACUUUAUCAUCUUGAGUCUCUUUUUGAAAAUUAUACAUUGGUGUAAACAAAAAAAAUUGACAAAAAUCUGGGUUUAAAGAAGCUAUUUUAAUUUAAAAGUUGCAUUUUAUCCAUUUAGGGUGAAAGUAAACAUGAUACAUUGUGUGUAGAGUCAUCAGAUUUUCUUGUUACUUUGGAUAUAAAGUUUUAAUGAAAAUUGCUUACACGUGCAUGGACAUGUGUUCCCAUAACUUUGGCUAGCAUUUUUACCUUACAUAUUUCACUUUAUAAAAUACACAAUUAAUAUUCAGUUACAAAGAAUGUGAUUGUUUCUAAGUAACUAUAAAUUAGGCCUUCACAACUUUUUAUCAUUUCAUUUUUUCAAGGAUCCAGAGGAUCGUUUUAAGCCUGCACCUUCACCUUGUGUUCAUGUGAGAGGUUUGUCAGAACAUGCUAUUGAAGGAGAUUUGGUGGAAGCUGUUCAACACUUUGGAACUGUCAGGUUGGAGUUAUACAUCUCCUAAACUCAUAUCCACCACAUUUUAAAAAGUUUUUAUUGUCGUACUUAAAAUAAAAUGUUUAUUGAUAUGAAAUAAGGAAGUUAUAUUUAAACUUAAUCUUUUUAUUUAUGUCUUUGUGACCAGAGAUGUAAUGAUGAUGCCAAGGAAACGACAAGCCCUUAUUGAAUUUGAGGUAAGAGUAAAAAAGAAUUACAUAGAAUUUAAAAAUAAUAUUUUAAAAACAUAAUUUUGAUAAAAAUUCCAAAGUAACUAAUUAUUAUUUCUUUCACUUCUUUCAGGACAUAAAUGGUGCAAAGAAUUGUGUUGAAUAUUGUCAAGUGAGUUGUUUUUUUAAAUCUGAGAUCUUACUAUAAUAUUUAUAUUUAACCUAUCAAAAACUCAAUGCACCUGAUUCAGACCUGUUUACUCUUACGAUUUUGCGUACAAUUUAUGAUUUUUAGAUGUCUCUUAAAAUUGAUCACAGAGUCCUGCCAAAAUUACGAUUUUCAGAGACCCCGUGAAAAAAAUAUUCAGGUAAUUAUUUCCGAUUCUAAAAAAAUGUAAUAAAUUUCGGUUGUGGAAGUUUUAGCCCUUUCUAAUAAAGAUCUGGCAGUGCAUCAAACAGAGAAAAAUGAUUGGUUGUAAUUUUUUUAAAAUUGGGACCAUCUUUCAUUAUAUAAUGUACGCACUGAGAGGAGAGGUGGAGGUUGUUGAUUAAGAUGAUUUGUGGCAUAUGAGACGCAUGGGUAGGGGGAUUGGUGGGAGUGUUAUAAAAAUAUCACAACAUAUCAUAUUGAUGGUGAUUAUUGUCAUAUUGUUCAGUGAAUAUUUAGACUACUAUCCCCUUUUGACUGCUACCAAGCAUGUGACGUAGUUUCGUUACAUAAUUAUUUUGUUCACCUGAACGGCUGCGAUUGUGAAAACUGAGAAAACUUGACAUGGCUUUUAAAAUAAAAUACAUUAACCAACUGUUCUGUUCUGUUGGAUUGGGACAUAUUUUAUAAGAUCUAGUCGGCAGCAUUUAAACAUUUUUUUUAGAACUCGCAAAGUAGCUCUAUCCCCUCAACGAUUUUAAUACAACAGUUUGGUAUCACUACUAUUACUGGUAGAUAUUAGACUUAAGUAUGUUAAUGGAAAAAAAUCGGGCGCCUAUUGGAGUCAAAUUUUUUUUUUUUUAUGAGGGUGGGGGAAGGUUGGUUCUGCCGAGCGAAAUAAUUAUGUCACCAGCAUGGAAAGACAAGCUGAAGGACUACAGUGUGUUGUCACUAUGUCAUGUCAAAUAUUACUACUACAGCGAUCUCUUUAUGGAAACACAAAGCAUUAGUAUACAAUAAAUGCGAAACAUAGUGGUGAUAUUUUUACAGCCUUAAUAAUAAUAGGCCUAAUUAGAAUUCAUGGAUUUCACAGAUUUUCAGGAGACAGUUGGCUCUAUAAGAGACUGUCAGGAUAAAUAUUGUAGAAUUUAUGCAUAAAUUUAGGUGCAUUCUGGUGAGACAAACACACCACCCCCCACCUCAGCUGUUAUAUGUAUCCUCGGCGCAUACAUAAUAUUCGGAUAGCCCUGUGUCCUUUAUGUUGACAAGGUGCGACUGGGGAAGGGAGCAUGAAUAUUUUAAAACUUUUAUUUUGCGUACCGGUAUGUUAUAUAAUUUUUAUAUAUGGAUGUCCCAUUAUCCAAACAGCUCUGGCGUUCGAAUUUGGCCAUAUUGAAGAAUGUGAACAUUGCAUGAUUUUAAUGUUACCGUUAAUGGAAUCGACGAUACUUGUUGUUUUCAGUACCGUAGUUUACUUUACUUAGUAUAAUAUGAUAUGGCCUCGACAAAAAGAAAGUCAAGCGAAACUAUGAUGAAGAAGAAACUUAUACCGAUAAGCAUAAGAUAAACAAAAGAAAAAGAAAGUUUAUCAGCAGAUAUUCUUGCUUGAACAUCGGAAAAAAUUACUGCGUUGCGUUCUUCAUCAAUCAUAGGCGCACCGCACACUCUGCAAGUCGGACUUUUCAUUAGCAAUCAAUCGGGGCAAAAGAAGUGGUGUUGAUUUAGGAGAUUUUGUGUGAUGCUUGCAUCUAAACAUUUAAAUCUAUGCAAUAACAUUUCCAUAACGACAGUUUUUGGGGAUGGGGGGUCCUCGGCAGAAAAUAUGUGCGUUAUUAAAAAAUGCUACAAUAUUUAUCCCGAAACUCCAAAAGUCCAAAAACAGCAUAUUUAUAUCUUGAAUGCUGUAAAAUACCACCCAAUGUUUAGUAGGAAUUAUGGUUGGGAUGUUGCCAAGAUGUAUUUUCACAAAUGAACUCGAUAUACUCAGAUGAGAAAUUACAGUAAUAUUUAGUCCACCGAAUUGUUCAGCGCCCAUGUGAAGUAUAUUUCAUUGGGCUUCACCAGUGUUUCUAAGGUUUUUGUUUCCCGGCGCCUAUGCAUACACUUUGAAAUAGCGAAUACAAAAAUAAAUAAAUAUAACAUGUAAGUAGAUCACUGAGCGCCAUCUGUAACUGCAAACAGUAGUUGCUCAAGUGGGUAACUGUUUGCACCAUGACCGAACGUUGUCACAUUGGAUUAAAAGUGAAAAUAAAAUUAUGAAAAUUUUGUAAUAUUUCGCAACGCCCUGUGGGGUAGCCACAGCCACCCAUAAAGAAAAAUUUGCAAACCAACCCCUUCAUUGACCUUGAUAGAACUGUUCUAAAAUUCAAUCAAAUUCAACUCAACAUAUAUUUAUAUAUAUGCCAUGUAUCAUAAAAAAUGCACAUGUCAGACUAAAUUCCUAAACAUGAGUAAUUUGGGUGUUUAAAAAAUAGUUAAUGUUUCAUUGUGACUAUUGAAAAUAUCAAUUUUUUAACUAAAAAAUAUUUUCUUUUCAUCAGCAAGGAAACUCGAUCUAUGUUGCAGGACAGCCAGCCUUUUUUAACUUUUCAUUAAGUCAAAAAAUUCAAAGACCAGGGUAUGUGAUAAUCCUAAUAUUUUUAAAAAUUCAAAUUUAUUACUUAUACCAAUGUACAAUAUCUGAUGUGGGUAUGCAAUGGUUAUAACUCAAUUUAAUAAUCAUUUUUUUUUAAAUUUCAGGGAAGGAGAAGAUGCCAGGCCUGCAAAUCAUAUUCUACUGUUCACAGUUCUUAACCCACAGUAUCCUAUUACAGUGGUAAGUGACCUCACUGAUUUUGCUUUAAAUUGUUUUGAUUUAGAAAUUACUAAAUUUUUAAAAAAUGUGGUUGUUAACUCUGUAUUUUAGCUCUGUAUUUUUAUUAUUGUAAAUAUGACAUUGUCAUGUUUUGCUUAGUGUACAUCAAGGACUAUCUCUUCUUUCAGGAUGUAAUGCACACAAUUAAUAGUCCAUAUGGUCAAGUACAGAGAAUUGUUAUAUUUAAGAAGAAUGGUGUUCAAGCAAUGGUCGAGUAUCCUUUUCAAAGUCUUGAUAUUAUUUCCUUAAAAAUGUGUUGUUUAACAGUUUUUUGUUUUUAAAGCUUUUUAUUUUCUGCAAUUACACAAAAGCAAGGCCAAUGCUCCUUAACAUAUCAAGGUUUGAUAAUGUGGACUCCGCUAAGAGGGCAAAGCAGUCACUUAGUGGAGCAGACAUCUAUUCUGGAUGUUGCACACUUAAAAUUGAAUAUGCUAAGGUGAGAAAAAACCCACCUUUUCUUCAUUGUUUCUCUCUGAAAAUGAAAUUAUCUGUGUAAAUUAUUACAACAGCAUUUUUAAUUUAUUUUUAGUUUGGCAAUAACAUGACAAUAUGUGUCCUCUGUUAACUUUUAAAAAUUAAGUACCAUACUUUUAAUUUGCAUGAGAUAUAUUCUUAAUUCUUUAUUGUUGAUAAAAAAUUGCAAUGGUGGUGAUCCUUUAAAAAUAUAUAAACCAUUUGUAAUAUUUGUUUUUAAUUACAGCCCACACGUUUAAAUGUUGUCCGAAAUGAUUCUGAAAGUUGGGACUAUACAAAUCCAGCCCUUGGAGGUAUGUAUAUAAUAAAUGGACAAGUUGUAAAUUUUCUGUUCAGAGUUUCAAACUUUUCUUUUUCUUUACACAUUGAUUUCUCAAUGAACAACAGGACAACUAUAUUAUGCAAAUUCAUGAAUCUGCAUUUUGCACCAACAUGAUCGUUUGGGAACUUUUUCUCUUUAUCAUUCCUGAAACAAAACCGCUAAAAGCAGCUGUGCACACACAAUUGCAGGAGUACACCAAUCAAGAUGCAAUCCUACAUUGGUCAAAGCCUUACCCUAAAUUGACAUCAAGAUACAUUUCAGUCUUUGACAUAUGGCAACUGGAUUAUCAGCACUUACUCCUACCCUGCACCCUUUCCUAAUACAAAACGGAUAUAAUUUGUUUAUUUUAAAAAGUCAAUGGGCCUUACAUUAUAAUGAUAAAUCAGAUCUUCAGAGAGCCUGCUGGCUAUAUACACAAGACCAUCGUAUAGUGCAUAUUCAUCAAACCAAUAGCAAACAUCUAAGAAAACAUUACUAGAUAACAAAUGGUUUAAUAAUUGGAAAGUGAAGUAAGGAUUUUUCGCACAAGUUGGACACAAGUUCAGUUUCUGCUUCAGCUUUUGUACACAUCUACUUGUUCAAACUUAGUUUUGCUCCACUCUUCCACACAACAGGACAAUGAAGCUUUACAAAUUCUAUCUUUCUGCCCUUCGAUACUGAACUUUUAUUGCAAAAUUCAUGCCACAGAGGAAUAACUUUCCCUAUGAAUUCCUGCUUCCUGACACUGAAAAGAAUUGCGUGUUGCUCACAUCAGUACUGCAUACAACAGGCCAGAACUUUCAGACUGAACAAAUUUCCAAGACAACCAAACUUGGACACCACACCCAUCUCAUGCAGCCAGUGACCAAAAUGCUCCAAACUGAAAAAAAAACAUUUUAAAAAAAGCAUUCACUCUCCAAGCAUUUUUGGUUGAUGCAUUUUUUGUCCGUCUCACAGAGCAAGCAAGGGCAUGUUAGGAGAGGGAUGUUGCUCGAUUUCUGUGUUCAACAGCAUCGCUUCUUGGCUCUGUUAUUUGAAGGGGUCGACGGUAAUAUUCAGCUGCAACUAUGAAAUGAGAAUACAGUAGCUUCAAUCCCUCUUCCCCUUCCAGUACUCGAUUUUGUUUUAGUUUUAUUAUUUUAAAUGUCACCUACCAUCCUAAUCAGUGGAUGAAGAGGAAUUAUUUGGUAAUUUAUUAUAUUUUUUUCCUUAUUAUAUUCUCCAGCAAUAAUUAAAAGUAUUUCUUUUUUUUUACCCUUGACAACCAGCUCUAAAAACCCAUUAUGCAUAUUAAAACCAUAAUAAUAAUAUAGUCUCUUUUUUUUUUUUAAACACUUGCUUUCCUGAUCUGGUUGUGGUUUAGACAAAUAGAUCUGUAAAAACCAAUGACCUAAAAUUUAAAACUUUUACUGCUUUACAAAUUUAUAAUUUUGUUUACACUUUCUAUGAAUUGCAAUGCUUACUUAUAUUUAAAAUUUGUGUGAAGUAGUAAAUAAAUAUUAAAUAAGCAUUUUUCUUUCCUUGAUUAAUUAUUGUUCUAUAAUUAUGUCAAAGUUUCAGUGCAUGAAAUACAUGUUCCACUUUCAUAUUCAAAUAAAGAUUUCACUUUUUUAAAGCAGCACAUUGAUUUUUAUAAGUGUAGUUAUUUCCCAACAAAUUCUUUGCACCAAAAGGCAAGUCAGUGUGAUUGCCUUUUUUUUCUUUUAAGUUGUGGGAAAAGAAAACACAUUCAACUCCUCUCUUCCAGGCAAAGAGGCACCCGGUGGCCGAGGACAACCUCUGCUACAAGAACCACGAUUUGGCUCCGCUCCAGCGCCAUACAGUAUGUUUUUUCAAAAUAAUCAUUAUUAUUCCUAGAAUACUUCCUCAUUUAUUUAAAUAAUUAUUUUAUUAUGGAGGGAAACAAAAAUCCAAAAGCUAAGUUACAUGCUGUGCGUGAAUUUUUAUAAUAUGUAAAGUGGAUUAUGUUGGUAACUAGUUUUAUUAUGAUGAAAUCUGUUCAGUUUAAAAAAUUUUAAUUAUUGCAUUUAUCUGUUAGAUGGACCUGCAGGUAGUGGUUUUGGAGGGGGCCAUGGUGGCGGACCUCCAGGUUUUGGUGGCCCAGGCUACUAUGAUGAUGGCUUUGAUGGUUAUGGCAGACCAGGACCAUAUGGUGGUGGUGGCCCGGGUGAUCGUUUUGGACCCAAAGGAGCAGUAUGCAUUUUAAAAUCCUAAAUACAUCUUUCUGAAAUAUUUUAUUUGAUAGCUAUAUUUAUUAUUCAUCUAUACUUUAAAUGAUUGGUCUUACUAUAGUUUUAAAAUAUUAUAAUUAUAUUCCAUUUCCAGUGGCCUUAAUAAGUUUUACUAUUUUUUCAACUAUUUGUUGUAUUCAUUUUUAUUCCCAUUCUUAUUCUAAUCUAUUUAUCUUCUAAGCCUGAUCGAUAUGGCCGUGGUAGUAAUUCCUAUGAAGGAGGUGCUGGGGCACAGGGUGCUGUUUGCAUGGUGUAUGGUUUGAACAUGGACAAAAUGAAUUGUGACAGACUUUUCAACCUCUUCUGUCUUUAUGGCAAUGUUGUCAGGGUAAGGAACUGAAAUUAUAAUUAGAUUUUGCCUAGCUUUCAUAAAAGAAUCGGUAUAUUUUAAAAUUAACGCUAAUAAAUUCUCAAUACUAAAACAUUUUAUUCUUUUUUUUUUACAUUUGAUUUCAAACCUGUUUAGAUGUUUUGUGUUUAUUCUUCAAACAACACAUUUUCCUCUUUAGACUUGCAUUAUGUAUUCUAAAUGAAAAUUUCAUAAUGAAAUUAAGUAAAGUUGAAAUAUUCCCCUUACUUCAUCAGAACAAUCAAUUUUAUUGCUGUAUCUCAGAUUUUAAGAAAGUUAUGAAUUUUGUAAAACUAUGGAAAUAGCAACAGUUUUAGAACACUCGAGUGUAUUUUGACACCAGCUAUCUUCUAAAAUAACGUUGGAACAUUGAAGUCUCUUGCACACUUAUACAGUUAUACAUUUAACAAACUCGUUUUUUUUUCAGCGGUGUCACAAAGGUGUUAAUUAAAAAAUUAUUCACACAAAAAUGAGCCAAAGCACAAUUUGAAAAAAUAUAAAAAAAUUAGAUGAAAAAUAACUUUCGUUUAUUUUUAAAUAAUCAUAAAAAAUUAACCAAAUGAAUUAUAAAUAUAACUUUUAGAUCACUGAAAGGGAAAUUUUAAGUUCAUUAUUGUGAAAUUUAGAGGCAGAAGAUUCAUUAACUAGAAUUAUCUUAACUUAGCAUAUUAACAAAAAAAUCUAAUUUUUGCAUUGUUAAAAAAUCACAGAAAAUUAACCAAGUAAGAUAUCCAUUCAGUCAUUACAAAAAAUACAAAUAAUGCUCAAGAAACAUUUACAAAAAAGGUCCUUUUAAACACAAAAUCGAAAUUUGCAAAUAAGGAUUGUAAGUUAAAAUUAAAUGACUGAGUAGAUAAGCCUAAUAGAUGAGAUUUGAAGUCUGAUGCCUUUAUUUGCAUGUCUGAAUUGGUCUGGGAACAUUUCCUUACACUGGUUUGAGGCCAAAUUUCCCCAACCCAUACAUCAACAGCCUGUGAAAAAGAAAAUUUUUAUUUGCAUUAAAUGUGAUUUUUAAUUGUAAUAGUUAUCAACGUAGCAUUUAUGAUCAUGUCAUUGCUAGCUAUGAAAUAAAAAAAUGCACAAAUAAAUAUUAUUAUUAUUACACUACUAAUGUGCAUCAGUGGCUAAGAUCAUGUUUUUGCUGACAAUCUGUCUUGGACUAAAGGCAUUGUUCUGAGUAUUCCUGUAUUUUUCCGCUAAUUGUAGCUAAAUUUUAAUGUCUUAGGAUGUUUAAAUUUGCAUUCACUGAAGUAUGAAAUGUUAAAAGUAAAACACAAGUUUAAAAGAUUUGAACUGUCUCCAAUGGGCAAUAUAAAUAUGCCUUCAAAAGUAGCUAGUAGCCCAAUAAAGCUCAUAUAGAUUAAUUUUGGAAUCUGACAUUUAUGAAAGGGGAUGAAACAUUAGGUACCGUAACUAAUAUUUUAAAAUGGCGUUAUAAUUUGCAAAAACAAGAAUAGACAUUUCAUCACUUUUUUAUGCACUCCGUUAACUAAAAUUAAAUACGGAUGACUUAAAUGCUAGUCAGCAUUUGAAACUAUAAGCUCACACAUAUCAACAAAUAUAUGAAAUAAAAGAAAUAAAAUGCUUUUUUAAAUGCUUUUUUAAAAUAUUAAAGAUACUUAAACGAAUUUUAAAGUCGCCUGUUAGCAUUUAAUUUGUUUUACAGCUUGCAAAAUUAUAUCACGUUUAAGAAAUAUCUCUACUUUUUAAAUCAGUUGCAUCUGAACGCACAUGUAUAAUGUAAUAUUUUCUCAAAUCUCAACAGCUUAUUUAGAAUACCUACUUGCAUAUUUAAUUUACCAUCCUUAUUAUUUGAGUAAUCAAAAAUGCAUUUAACACUUUAUAUAAAAGACUGGUUCUGAGAUUAAAAUUAAGAUAUAGAGUUUAGCAAGUUCAGAUGCUUGGUAAAUCUCUUAUUCCCAUCCUCUUUGUACAAGGGUGACCUCCAGUUUCCUCCUGUUUUAAAAAUAUAUACUUUUUGCAUACAUCUUGAUUUAUCUAUAUAUUUGCUGAAGCAGAUAAUUAGCAGAGGUGAUGCCCGAUAGAGCCCUAAUAGUUUUUUUAUAAUGUUCAGUUGAAAGAAAUGCUUAUGCAUAAUUUAUUUCUCAAGGAAAAUUUUUUUCAACAAUUUCAUCAAUCCACUAGUGUUGCAGGAACAUAUUGGGAUUUCCAUUGUAACUAUAGCUAUCUACACCAAUACCUUUAUCAUAACCAUUUAUUUACAAUUCCCUACAGAUCAAGUUCUUAAAAAGUAAAGAGGGAUCAGCUAUGAUUCAGCUUGGAGACCCUAUUUCAGUGGAGAGGGCUAUUGCAAAUCUCAACAAUGGAUUCUUUUUUGGGAAUAAGCUUCAGUUAAGGUAAACUUGGUCACUUUGAUGUCUUAAGUAAAUUUUAUAAAUAAAAAUAAGUUUAGUACUAGGCUUUUUAGUUUUUUCGAUUUAAAAAAUAAUAAUUAGAAGUAAAUUUUCGGUUUUUAACUUUUAACUUGCUCUCUAGAUCUACCAGUAAACUGAUGAAGAAAUACAAUUGGUUUGGACCAAAUAUUACGAUAGCCUCUCAGGGGGUGGUGAUGGUGUUGAUUUGGGAGAUUUUAUGACUGGUGUGCCGGGGGGAGGGGGUGGUUACAUUUUCAUAAUGAUGGUCAUAUUGUUGCUUUCACCCAUUUACUGUUUUUGGUAUUUAUCAGACUAUAAUAUAUUAGCGGGAAUAGGCUUAAUGGAUAUUUAUUAUUUAUUUUUUUAAAAAAAUAAAUCUCAAGUUACUUGCUAGGUUUUUUAAAUAAUGUCAUCAUUUGUUAAUUAUUUCUUAUUUAAAUACAUCUUGUUUUAUGCUGAUCUGACUUAGAGUUUGAACGAGGUUAAAUUUCAUGAGCAACUUUAUUUUUACCAGUGACAGACUGCGAUAGUGUAAUCUGCAUGUCUACUCAAUAUAAAUUAAUAUCUGUAGCACACUUUUUAUUUCACGCCCACGAACUUAUAUAAUAUUCUUAUGGUAGAACCACUUUUAAACCAAAUAUUUAUUACACCUAAUUUAAAUUGAGACGAUAUCAUUUUCGGAAAAGAAAAGAUUAUGCACCAAAAAAAUCAUUUAGCGUAGUUAUCGGGAAUUAUAUUUCACGCGCUAUCCAGAAAUGGAAGCAGUCACACCACAAGCAAAAUAUAUAUAUAAGAGAUUGUUUUAUUUAAAAUUAUUUUUGUGGUUUAUUUCAGUGUAUCCAAACAGGCUUUUCUUCAGGAGGUUCCCAACCCCCAUGAAUUGCCAGAUGGUACAUCUUCUUACAAAGACUAUAUGGGUAAUAGAAACAACCGCUUCACAAACCCUGAAGCUGCACAAAAGAAUCGCAUUCAGAGCCCUUCAAAGGUCUUGCAUUUUUUCAAUGCUCCGCCUAACAUAACAGAAGAGGAAGUGUUUGAGGUGAUCAACAUUUAAACAAUUUUUCUUAUAAUCUUUAGAAUUCUUAAAUAUAUGUUUGUGAAAAUUUAGUUUUACCACAUUUGUGAAAAUUUAGUUUUACCACAUUUUUACAAAUUAUAUCUGCGUGAAAUUAUAUAUUAAAAUUUUAUUAUACAACAAUGGAUCAAUUCCUAAAAAUUUUACUUUACAGUUGUUUGAUACAGCAAUUGGGAAGCGUCCUCUAAAAAUGAAACAAUUUCCUUCAAAAAGUAUGUAUUUGAACUUGUAUUUUCCAAUUACUGAUAAACUUUAUAAAAAUCAUUAAGCAUUAUUAUCAGACUGUAAAGGGUUAACUCAUUUUAAUAUAAAAAUUGUUAAUGUAGCUGUAACAUUCAAAUUAUAUGUUAGUUAUUUGAGGGAAAUUUAGGUGUACCAUAUUUUAUAAAAUAGAAAUAAAAUUAAUAUAAAUAGGUAUUCUAAAUGAGCUGGCGAAAUUUACGCUGCGGGGAGAAAAAAAAAUUUUUUUGGUCGGGUCGCGCCAGCUCGUAGCGAUAAUGUAUCGUUAUACCUGUGCGUUCAGUAACAACUGAUCUAGAAAGUAGAAAAGUAGUUCUUUAAUAUGAUGUAUUUUUUGGAGCUGUAAACUGUAAAUUAAUGCUAAAUAACGUUGAUUUUAACACAAAAAUAACACGAAAAUUGCGUUUUCUAUGUGAAAAAAUCACUUUACGGCCCUCAAAAAUAUAUAUUUAGAAAGGUCAUCCAAUUUACUAUAAAAUUGUUAUAAUUCCACGAACGCCCCAUAUACGAUAUCAGUGCGCAAACGCUUGGAACCAAGUCAACGCCGUCUGCUAAAAAAAGGUCCAAGUCGAUCCCGCCACGGCGAACUCGGAUCGGUCAAAGCAAUAUGCGAUGACAAAUUUUAUCUACGAUCUUCUUAAAUUUAGUGCCUUUUCAUGGAUUUUAAACUGAAAUAGGUAAGUUAAAACAUUAUUGUUUCGUUUGGGAAUGUUUAAAUUAUAUAGAAAGCUUAUUAUUUCAUAUAUUUGUUAAUUUAGUGUGGGCUUAUCGAUAACUAAUGCGUGUUUCUUACGCCUAGUGAAAAAUGAAGAUCAAGCUUUAUUUGAAAAUCAUCUGUAUUUAUUUUACGAUAGCGGAGAAAAAAAAGGAAACUAUAAUUAGUUCAAUGAAAUGUUUAAAUAUUUAAUGAUGUUUAUUUUGUAGCUAUGCAAUUUGUUUGGAAACUGCAGUAAAUCAUUGAACUCGGAUAAUAUAGUCGAUUCGAGCGAAGCAUUCAUGUUGGGUCGAAGCAUUAUUGUCGCUAGGGUGAACGGGAUGCUUUAAUUUUAGUGGAGUUCAUUUUUAAACCAGAAAUUCGAUAACUAAUCCAUUUUAUCAAUUAAGUUUUAUGGUAUGAUCCAUUAGAAAGUGUUGCAACGUUAAUUAUUAUUCUUUUUCUAAGUUAUAAAGCUAGUUUUAAAAAUUAGUUACCGGUACCUAGUGUUUCACCCCUUUCGUAAAUGUCCGAUUCCAAAAUUAACCUUACUCAAAACUUACCACUUUGCUUUACUAUUGUUAUAAAUUAUAUACGGUGUAUGCAUAUUUAUUUGGCAAAUAGGAGGCAGUUAAAAUCUUGUAAACUUUUGAGUUUUAAUUUUAACAUUUCAUAUUUCAGUGGAUUAAACUGAAAACAUCUUAAGACCUUGAGUGAGACAGAUAACAUUACAAAAGAACGAGAUGACUCGGACCACUUCAAAACAGAAUGUCAGUGGUCAGUAUUGUCAUCAGUCAUCAACAACAUAUUAGCGUAGGCCAUGUAACAGUACAGGUUAGUAGUACCACUUGUAAUAUCAUUAGUUUUAUGUGCAUUUUGUUAUUAUACUGAUAGUAAUGACAUGAUCAUAAAUGCUAACUUGAGGAGUAUUACAAUAAUAUUAUAAAUACAAUUUAAAAUUAAUGCAAAUUAAACAAAAUAUUCUUUUCACAGGUUGUUGGUGUACAUGUACGGAAAUUUGUCAUUAAACCAGUGUAGGGAAAUGUCUCAAGACCCAUACAGACAUGCAAAUAAAGGCAGCAAAUUGACUUUCAAUACUAAUUCAUAGUUAAUAAUUUUUCCUACAAAUUUUCCAGAACUUUUAAAAAUACAUAUAUAAAUUAACGUUUUUUAAGGUGCUGGAAAUUAUAAAUUUUCAGUGCAAAAAUACUAUACAAAAAUAAUAUUUCUUGAGCAGAAUUGUGUUUCCUAAACUUCAGCCUGUUGCUUUAUUAUUAAAAAGAUUAAGAUUUUCUACAAUACUGUGUAAAAUUUGUUAAGAUAUCUUGCCUCAUUAAUUUUUUAUGAAUUUUUAAAAAUCGAUGAAAUUCUUAGCUUUUGUGUACAUGCCUUGCUGAAAUAAUUUAUGUAAAUUCUUUUUUUGGUUUCACCAUAUGCCUGAUGAUUUCACAUUGUUGUGCUUUAAAUUACCUUUUACUUGACUCCUGUAUAUUUACAAUAGCUUGAUUAAUUGAUUUUUUAUGAUUUUUUGAAAAUGAACUAAAAUUGACUUUUUGUCUCCCUUUUAAUAUUUUGUAAAAUUGAGCUUCGGCUCAAUUUUGAAUGAAUAAAAAUUGUAUUUACAUUUAAGUGACAACCCUGAAAAAAAUUGAGUUUGUUAUAUGUAUAACUGGUUGUGUGUGAAAGAGAUUUGAAAGUUCUAACUUAGUUAUUUUAGAAGAUAGCAGGUGUCAAAACUACACUUUCCUGGCGUCUAAAAAUUGACCCUGUUCUUGAUUUUUUAAAAAUUAAUAACUUUUUAAAUUUUGGAGAUAGAGACUUAAAUUUUGUGGUUCUGUUUUGAUGAAGCCAAGCUCUAUUUAGAGGAAUAGUUCAAUUUUAUUUAAUUUCAUUAUGAAAUUUUCAUUUAGAAUACCUAAUAUAAAAGAAAAAUUAGACUUCUGAAACACUAUGUAAACAUUUUUGUAUCACAAUGUAAUUCUUUUUUUAACCCCAAGCUGAGCGAAGUUGUACCGGUCUUGUGGAGUUUGAAAGUAAAGCUGACGGUAUUGAGGCUCUUGUCAUGGUUAAUCACACGCCCAUCAACAGUGCAGGUAUGUAAUGAAAUGAUAGCGCAUACUUACAUUUUAAUUUGAUUAAUUGUGUGUGCAUAGCUGUAGCUAUAAUUAAAAAUUCUCCUGGUAAACAUUAGGAUUUCAAUGUCUUGACAUUAAAGUAAGUGCUAGAUUUCUAAAUUCCAUUUUUGUCCCCUUUUAGGAGGGAAAACUCCUUUCAUCUUCAAGUUGUGCUUCUCUGCCAUGCCCCUGUCCAACUGAGAAUCUCAAGCUGGAAUGUUUGAAUAUUGUGUAUUUCUUGUGACAUUUUUUAUCAUCUUUGUUGGGGAAAAAUACAGACAUAUUUUAAUAUAGAUGGUUCAUAUUUGGGAAUAUAUUGCUUAAGAAAGAUGACAACACUGGUGUUUCAUUUAGCAAUUACUUUUUUUUUUAAUUAAAAAAAAAGUAUGCCCUUUUAACUAAAGUAUGCUCUUCAAAAUGAAAUGUUUUAUGAUGCAGAAAAAUAAGUAAACAACUGUUAUUUUUUUAAGUGAAGUUCAUUGUAUUAUUUAAGAUUAUUAUUUAUGUUGUAAUAAAUGUUUCACUUAACUAAGUCAAGUCAAGAAACAAAUAAAGCCAGUUUUAGAAAAUAGA
This is a messenger RNA of Lymnaea stagnalis (great pond snail), 20529 nucleotides long. The record is from the annotation of a GenBank genome assembly. NCBI's taxonomy places the organism in Eukaryota, Metazoa, Mollusca, Gastropoda, Lymnaeidae.